AUGGAUGAAUAUACGGCAGAAGCAUUUGUCAACCGCGACGAACCACUUGCAUUGGUUUCGGCUCCAAAUAACGAUGCCGAGGCGGAAGCAGAAGGAGAAAGACGGCGAGACAAACUCAGACACUCUCUCUCACCGUCGCACCUGAAGACCAAAGGCCAGGGAUUCCUCGCUUCUCAGCUACAAGAACAAGGGCCAACUGCAUCAAGCAAGCCCUCCCUUCAAGACAGACUCUUCUCCAAGGUCCUCCAACAGGUCAUCCCAGCAGCAGAUGUCGACGAUGAUGAACUCGAAACCGCGACACAGGUUGAUUAUCGAUCACCCAAAUAUGUCGCGCGGCCGGCCUUCAGCCUCCCUCUCAUGACCAACAACUUCCGCCGCUUCAACGCUCGCAUUGGUAUAGUCUUCGUUUUCCAGAAUCGAGUUAUCCGCCUCUUCACCUGGCGAACACCUACUCAUACUCUCUCCUUCCUAGCGGCGUACACUUUCGUCUGUCUGGAUCCAUAUCUUCUAGUGGUUCUUCCUGUCGCCGUCGCCCUUCUCUUCAUCAUGAUUCCGGCCUUCACCUCACGCCAUCCACCCCCUCCUCAACAGUCGACGUCAGGCACAACUCCAUACUCAUACCAACAGGCUUACACUGGCCCGGCCCUGGCUCCUGCUCGGACAAUCAAGCCUGCGAGUGAAACCUCAAAAGAUUUCUUUCGCAAUAUGCGUGACCUCCAAAAUUCCAUGGCCGACUUUUCCAAUCUUCACGACGCUCUUGUGCAAUCCAUUGCACCAGCCACUAACUUCAGCAACGAGGUUUUCUCCUCACAAGUAUUCCUCUACCUGACGAUUUUAACCACUGCUUCUCUCAUUACUGCUCACCUUCUACCCUGGCGCUUCAUUGCUCUAGUUCUAGGGUGGACAAUAACCAUAUCAUCUCACCCAACCGCACAGUCGUACCUCCUACAGCUACAGAAACAGGCCGAAGUGCAAACCCAGCAAGCUCUCAAUGAUCCAGCACUCAGGCACACGCGCUACAUUCACGGCGUACGUCUCCCCGCCACGCCGGCAGCGAUUCAUUCUACACUCACCGCAUUCUCUGAGAUCACCCUUUCUACGACCCCGGAGACACGCGAAGUGGAGAUUUUUGAACUUCAGCACCGUCCUCUCCAGUCGGCAGCAUCGGACAAGGCCGAAGAAUGGCAACCUCACCUCUUCACCCCGUCCCCUUACGAUCCCCUCUCGCCUUCACGUAUAGCAGGCGACCGUCCACGGGGAACUCGCUUCUUUGAAGAUGUCGCCCCGCCCGAUGGCUGGGAGUGGGCGUCUAAGAAAUGGGAACUCGAUCUCGAAGCUGGGGAGUGGGUGAAUGACCGACUCGUUGUAGGCGUGGAAUAUGACGUGCUGCAACAUGACAACAACGGCGCGAAUGCCAUUUCAACGGUUCGCCGAGAAAGUGUUAAUGCAGAUUUUGGAGGGUGGGUAUGGGAUUUACCACCAGCACCAGGCAGUGGUGCGAGCCGCGAGGAUGACUUGUGGCUGGCCUACGGAGAUUACAACGUCCCAUCACUCAACCGUGAGGAGGAGGGGAAGAAGAAGAAAAGUGACAAGGACAAGAAAUCGAAGAAACUGACCAAGGACUGGGAGGAAGCCACGGUAUAUGACAAUACAGGACGAACCGGGGAGUGGAGGAGGCGACGGUGGGUGAGACUUGUCAAACGACAGAGGGUGGAUACAGUCACCUGA
Exophiala spinifera is the source of this 1728-nucleotide messenger RNA. RefSeq lists its product as uncharacterized. The transcript is spliced from 2 exons. Bases 1 to 1728 code for a protein of 575 amino acids. Gene Ontology annotation, cellular component: peroxisomal membrane. Gene Ontology annotation, biological process: peroxisome organization. The record is from RefSeq and is a predicted model, not a curated record. NCBI's taxonomy places the organism in Eukaryota, Fungi, Ascomycota, Eurotiomycetes, Chaetothyriales, Herpotrichiellaceae.